Molecule: messenger RNA, 1545 nt
Organism: Sphaeramia orbicularis (orbiculate cardinalfish)
Lineage: Eukaryota; Metazoa; Chordata; Actinopteri; Kurtiformes; Apogonidae
Product: trichohyalin-like
Exons: 2
Source: RefSeq, a predicted model, not a curated record
CAGAAAGAAGAGAGGAGAAAGGAGAGAGGAGAAAGGAGAGAGGAGAAAGAAGAGAGGAGAAAGGAGAAAGAAGAGAGGAGAAAGGAGAGAGGAGAAAGGAGAGAGGAGAAGAAGAGAGGAGAAAGGAGAGAGGAGAAAGAAGAGAGAGGAGAAAGGAGAGAGGAGAAAGAAGAGAGUGGAGAAAGGAGAGAGGAGAAAGAAGAGAGGAGAGAGGAGAAGAAGAGAGGAGAAAGGAGAGAGGAGAAAGGAGAGAGGAGAAAGGAGAGAGGAGAAAGAAGAGAGGAGAAAGGAGAGAGGAGAAAGAAGAGAGGAGAAAGGAGAGAGGAGAGAGGAGAAGAAGAGAGGAGAAAGGAGAGAGGAGAAAGGAGAGAGGAGAGAGAGAGAAGAAGAGAGGAGAAAGAAGAGAGGAGAAAGGAGAGAGGAGAAAGGAGAGAGGAGAAAGAAGAGAGGAGAAAGGAGAGAGGAGAGAGGAGAAGAAGAGAGGAGAAAGGAGAGAGGAGAGAGGAGAAGAAGAGAGGAGAAAGAAGAGAGGAGAAAGGAGAGAGGAGAAGAGAGAGAGGGAGAAAGAAGAGAGGAGAAAGGAGAGAGGAGAGAGGAGAAGAAGAGAGGAGAAAGGAGAGAGGAGAAAGGAGAGAGGAGAAAGGAGAGAGGAGAAAGGAGAGAGGAGAAAGGAGAGAGGAGAAAAGAAGAGAGGAGAAAGGAGAGAGGAGAAAGAAGAGAGGAGAAAGGAGAGAGGAGAGAGGAGAAGAAGAGAGGAGAAAGGAGAGAGGAGAAAGGAGAGAGGAGAAAGAAGAGAGGAGAAAGGAGAGAGGAGAAAGGAGAGAGGAGAAGAAGAGAGGAGAGAGGAGAAAGGAGAGAGGAGAAAGAAGAGAGGAGAAAGGAGAGAAGAGAAAGAAGAGAGGAGAAAGGAGAGAGGAGAAAGAAGAGAGAGGAGAAAGGAGAGAGGAGAAAGAAGAGAGAGGAGAAAGGAGAGAGGAGAAAGAAGAGAGGAGAAGAAGAGAGGAGAAAGGAGAGAGGAGAAAGAGAGGAGAAGAGAAAGAAGAGGAGAAAGGAGAGAGGAGAAAGAAGAGAGAGGAAGAAAGGAGAGAGGAGAAAGAGAGAGAGGAGAAAGGAGAGAGGAGAAAGAGAGAGGAGAAAGAAGAGAGGAGAAAGGAGAGGAGGAAAGAAGAGAGAGGAGAAAGGAGAGAGGAGAAAGAAGAGAGGAGAAAGAAGAGAGAGAAGAAGAGAGAGGAGAAAGGAGAGAAGAGAAAGAGAGAGGAGAAGAAGAAAGGAGAGAGGAGAAGAAGAGAGGAGAAAGGAGAGAGGAGAAAGGUGAGAGGAGAAAGGUGAGAGGCGAAAGAAGAGAGGAGAAAAGAGAGGAGAAAGAAGAGAGAGGAGAGAGAGGAGAGAGGAGAAAGGAGAGAGGAGGAAGAAGAGAGGAGGAAGGAGAGAGGAGAAGAAGAGAGGAGAAAGGAGAGAGGAGAAGAGAGAGGAGAAAGGAGAGAGGAGAAAGAAGAGAGGAGAAAGGAGAGAGGAGAAGAAGAGAGGAGAAAGGAAGAGAGGAGA